This is a messenger RNA of Yamadazyma tenuis ATCC 10573, 990 nucleotides long. RefSeq names its product catabolic L-serine/threonine dehydratase (gene CHA1). Gene Ontology annotation, biological process: L-serine catabolic process; L-threonine catabolic process. The record is from RefSeq and is a predicted model, not a curated record. Lineage: Eukaryota; Fungi; Ascomycota; Pichiomycetes; Serinales; Debaryomycetaceae. Gene Ontology annotation, molecular function: threonine deaminase activity; pyridoxal phosphate binding; L-serine ammonia-lyase activity.
AUGCGCUUACCACAGAUAAAGACACUGAUAGUGGAGGCCACGGACCUGCUCAAUGCUCCCUGUCGCGUGUUCUUCAAGAAGGAGAACGAGCAGCCCAGUGGCAGCUUCAAAUUACGGGGGAUCGGGUAUUUGAUUGCAUCGGCCCUCGAAAAUGCCAUACACACCAAUAAGACUCUUCAUGUGUUUUCCUCCUCAGGAGGCAAUGCCGGACUUGCGGCUGCCCACAGCAGCAAGCACUUUGGCGUGAAGUGCACGGUGGUGGUUCCCGCAUCGGUAAGCCCGGCGGUGGUGGAGUUGCUAAAGACUUAUGGUGCUGAAGUGGUUAUCCAUGGGAACCACUGGGGAGAAGCAGAUGCGUACUUGAGCGAUGUGAUCAUCGCUAGCUUGGACACCAACGUGUCUCCCGUGUACUGCCAUCCGUUUGAUGACCCGCUUUUGUGGAAAGGGCAUGCGUCGAUGAUUUCGGAGAUUGAAGCUCAGUUGAGCGAGGACGACUUGAGGAAGGUGAAGGGGGUAAUUUGCAGUUUCGGCGGUGGGGGUUUGAUGGCGGGGGUCGUGGAAGGCUUGAAGGCCUCCAACCACCUUCAGAAGGUGCCGGUAUUGGCAGUUGAGGGUUCGGGUGCUGCUAGUUUUGAUGCGGCCAUAAACAAGGGAGAGGUUGUAAGGCUCGCUUCGGUCAACCCUUUGGCCACGUCGUUGGCCUCACCUUAUGCGUGUCAGAAGUCAGUGGACUUGUACAACCUGUAUCCUGUGUUGAACUGUGUGAUUGAUGAGCUUGAUACGGUGGAGGGAACGGUGUUUUUCUAUGAUACUUUUGCAGAGGUGGUGGAACCGGCUUGUGGUGCUGCCAUCUCGAUGGUUUCGAAGAACAUCAAGGAGUUGGAGCGUUUUGCGGUUCUGCCCGAUGACAUCAUCAUCGUUAUUGUGUGUGGGGGGUUGGUGACGAGGGAGAGUGAUAUUCCAUCUUAUAGACACAUGCUCCAGGCAUAG